AUGGAUAUUCCUAAUGAUAUUCAAGGUUUUGAUGGUGAGGCCAUAAUGCAAGUGGAAGAGCUGAACUGGAUACCACAUGGUUACAAAUUCCAGCCUGAGGACUUUGAAUUGAUUGAGUACUAUUUGAAGCCUAAAAUUAAUGGUGAUACCUUGAGAUUAAUUCCUGGUAUAAUUCAUGAAGUUGAUGUCUAUACAAGUCCACCCCACCAUCUCAAUGAUAUAUAUAAGCAUGAAGGAGAACGAUACGUGUAUUUUUUCACUCCAAGAAAUCGGAAGUAUUCAAAGGGAAGUCGUCCAAAUCGUGUUGUUGGAGAAUUUGGUUUCUGGAGGGCUACCGGAGCAGAUCGUCUAAUACGGCGGAACAACGCCGUUAUUGGAUCUAGGAAGUCCUUGGUCUUUUAUGAAGGCAAGCAUAAAGAACCAGUGAAGACCAAUUGGCACAUGCAAGAGUUCACUCUAAAUAAAGAGAAAAAUAAUCAUCAAAAUGUGAGUCUUGUGGCGAGUUCAGAUGCAUCUACAUGCAAGUUCGAUGAUUGGGUUCUUUGCAAAAUUUAUCAAAAAAAGUGUCAAAAGGAAAAUUCGGAAACUGAAGAAGUGAAGAAACAUGAAGUGGCAACACCCACAGAAGAAGUCAUUGCUCUAGAGAAUCAUCCAGUUCAAAACCAUGAGUUUCAACAAGAUCAACAAAUGGACUUAUCUUCUUGUGCAAUCAUAGAGGAUAAACAUAGAUCACCGUUCCCAAUACCAUCAUCGUACCAAAUUCCUAGUCUUCCUCCUCUUCCUCCAUCACUAGAUCAUGAAAACUCAACUUUUCCUCCUUUUUCUAACUCAUCUCCACCAAAUGAACUUGUGAGUUCGCUUCCAAUGCUAUCAUUGUACCAAAUUCGAAGCCUUCCUUCUCUUCCUCCAUCACUAGAUUAUGAAAACUCAACUUUUCCCCAAUUUCCUAACUCAUCUCCACCAAAUGAACUUGUGAGUUCGCUUCCAAUGCUAUCAUUGUACCAAAUUCCAAGUCUUCCUCCUCUUCCUCCAUCACUAGAUUAUGAAAACUCAAUUUUUCCUCCUUUUCCUAACUCAUCUCCACCAAAUGAACUUGUGAGUUCGCUUUCAAUGCUAUCAUUGUACCAAAUUCCAAGUCUUCCUCCUCUUCCUCCAUCACUAGAUUAUGAAAACUCAACUUUUCCUCCUUUUCCUAACUCAUCUCCACCAAAUGAACUUGUGAGUUCGCUUCCAAUGCUAUCAUUGUACCAAAUUCCAAGUCUUCCUCCUCUUCCUCCAUCAUUAGAUUAUGAAAACUCAACUUUUCCUCAUUUUCCUAACUCAUCUCCACCAAAUGAACUUGUUAAUUUUGAUGCAGCUAUGGAGCGCAUGGGAGAUGCUGGACUCGAAUUCGUGGCUUGGAACUCUCUUGGUGAGGUGCUUGCGGCUGGAUGCUCCUCCAUUGGCAUGGUGAUAUCUCAUGUUGCGGCGGAAGCCACUUGCAUGAGGUGGACUUUGGGCUUGGCUAGGGACCCUGGUUUUCGUCGGAUUGUGUUGGAGACGGACUGUCUGACGUUUUUUCAAGCGUGGAAACGGGGGGGUGUUCUAUUCUAG
This is a messenger RNA of Lotus japonicus, 1593 nucleotides long. RefSeq names its product NAC domain-containing protein 2-like. The transcript is spliced from 4 exons. Gene Ontology annotation, biological process: regulation of DNA-templated transcription. Bases 1 to 1593 code for a protein of 530 amino acids. Gene Ontology annotation, molecular function: RNA-DNA hybrid ribonuclease activity; DNA binding. Lineage: Eukaryota; Viridiplantae; Streptophyta; Magnoliopsida; Fabales; Fabaceae. The record is from RefSeq and is a predicted model, not a curated record.